AAUUAAAAACUAUUUUUAUUAAAUUGAAAUUAUUUUUAUUGAAUUGUAAUUAUUUUAUUAAGGUGAAGAGAAUUGGGUCAUAAAAGUAACUUUAGGUAUGUGCUAGCUUAUUCAAAACAUUGGAUGUAACCAACUAGAAAUCCUUUGAAUGGAAAAGGAAAUAUGAAGAUGCCUUAUCAAAGCAGAAAACUGAAGGAUAUGACGUUUCUGCAGGCAGCUGCUUUUGAGUCUAGGGGCAGCACUGCUGAAGCAAGUCUGGCUGUUCUUCAAGAACAAGCUCGGUCUACAUAAGAAGCAGAGUUAUGGUGAUGGAAGUAUGAUAUUGCUGCUAGGGAGGCAAAAUCAUCCCCUGGAAAGGCAGCUUCUAUGCAAGAACAUUUCAUUGAGGGAAAGUAUGCUAAGAGCUGAUUAUGCCUAAGACUUUAACUGAAAAGGUUCAGUGGCCCUUUUGUAGCAAUGAAGUACAGUAAUUGCAUUGAUGAAUGGUCAACUGACGACUUUAUGGUGCAACUUCAGCAUUUUUGUGAUGCAUCAACCGCAUUUAUGCACUUUGUUAUUCCAUUGGAACUUAUCUAUUUCAUCCGAAUGUAUAAAGUUUUUCCUAGCAAAUUGGCAAUCAUUUAUUUUGGAACUUUCUCCAUUCUCUGUGGGGUAAGUUAUUUGACUGACUUGUGGAGAUACUCUCGGUACUAUAAGUACUCAGAAACUUCUGCUUUGGUGAUAAAGAUUGUGCAAGUUUGUGCUGCUGUGGCAUCAUGGUUGACAGUUGUGGUUAUGUAUUUUGUGACACCAAAAUUUUUAAGAAUAAGAGAAAAUGUACAUCUUCUCGAGAACAGGGUUGAUGAUCUCAGUAGAAAAAAAAGCCUUCUGCUUCGUAAAGUAGCAACAAGAAGAUCCAUUGUAAACCUAAUAGAUGUUAUUCGAAGCACCGUUUACGGGUACGACAUUGUUGAGUCAACUCUUGUUGGGCUGGGAAAGAUUUUCGACUUGGAGGAAUGUUCAUUUUGGUUUCCAUCGCACACUAAUAAAAGCCUGCAGCUUUCUCACUCUUUGAACCACGUAUAUUCUGUUGGUUCUGUUGUGCCUAUGAACCUUCCUUUUGUUUCCAAAAUCAUUAAUGCUGUUGGGGCCGUGAGGAUACCGUACACCUGUCCCUUGGUGAGGGCAAAUAAAUGCACCAAGAGAGCCAUGAAGUUUGAGGCUGUGGCCAUAAGAGUACCUCUUUCAUUCUCUGAAUCGGAUGACUCACUUAAUGCUUGUGUGAUGAGCUAUGCAGUGAUGGUUCUGGUUCUCCCUCCAGAUAAUAUCAGGAAGUUCCGUAAGUAUGAACUGGAACUUCUGGGAGCUGUUGUAAAACAGGUAUCAGUUGCACUUGGUCAUGCUUCAACUAUCGAAGAUUCAUUUAUGGCAAGGUAUCAUCUUAAGGAGCAACUUUCUUGUAAGGAGGUGGGUUUAUGGGGCAUCAUGAAAGCUCUCCACAAUCCUGAUGAUUAUAAGACUGAAAAUUUCAAUCCAAUGGAAAUACCUCUGUGUGAUGUGUCAUCUUUUCUUCAAGAUAAUACAUCUGUCAUCUUUUCUGUGGAAACACUGUUACAAAAUGAGAAAGAUGGUAUGCUUGUUUUGAAUAUUAGGGCUUUCCACCUUUCGGAGGUCAUAAAGCAGGUUUUUAACGUCAUAAAGGUUGCAGCAGAAGUGAAAAAAUUAUCACUCUCUCUUGUUUUAGCCCCUGAUUUGCCUGUCAAAGCUUUGGGGGACAUAGAAAGGCUAAUGCAAGUUAUUCUGAUUGUAAUGGGUAAUGCUGUGAAAUUCACUAAGGAGGGUCAUAUAUUAGUAAAAGCAUCUGUGGUAAAACCCAACCCUCGUAGAGCCUGGCGGCCUUCUAAAUUCCUUUUGGUAUCAAGUGACACUCAUUUUUACUUGAAAGUGCAGGUUGAAGAUUCUGGUUGUGGGAUCGACCCAAAAGAUAUACCAAGCCUGUUUGAUCUUCCAAACACUUCUAAUCGACAUUCUAGUGUCUUACAUGGGCUUCCCAUUUGCAAAUGGUUAGUCGAUGCCAUGGGUGGUGAGAUAUGGGUUGAGAGUGAUGGUUUAGGCAAAGGUUGCACGGCUACUAUCAUCGUGGCACUUGGAGUGUUUGAUUCAGAUUGAUCAUGCAUGAUCUUGGUCAAGAAGGCUGACAAAAUGCUUAGAAACAGUCAUAUUGGUCACGAAGGUUUAAGAACGUGAUUAAGUGCUUACAAAUACUACAAAUAAAUGGCUGGAUGGCCAUUUUACAGCUUUAAAUUAUUCAGUGUUCAGAUUUUUAUCAAACCACAUUAUUUGUGGAAUAUUAUUAUAAAUAAAUGAUUGAAACUCAUCAA
Molecule: messenger RNA, 2360 nt
Organism: Chenopodium quinoa (quinoa)
Lineage: Eukaryota; Viridiplantae; Streptophyta; Magnoliopsida; Caryophyllales; Amaranthaceae
Product: probable ethylene response sensor 1
Exons: 6
Coding region: 457-2148 (563 amino acids)
Cellular component (GO): endoplasmic reticulum
Molecular function (GO): ethylene binding; ethylene receptor activity
Source: RefSeq, a predicted model, not a curated record